CGGAGGGAUCGGGAUCGGGAUCGGGAUCGGGAGGUGUCUUCCCUCCUGGGGCGGCGAGCCGGGACGGAUUAUUCUCUGCGGGGCAACACCAGCAAUUUCCCUUCGAGCAUCAAAAACUGAUCACACCUGUCCUCAAAAUGAGUCAAGCUCCGAGCAGUGGAGGAGAUCCAGUGAAGUCACCAUCGGGAAAGGACACGGUCUCGAGCUCAGUGAUCACUGAGCUCCUGGCAAGCUGGGACGAUUUCCAGCUGCUGCAGUUGACGGACUUCUACCGGGACAGGCUGGAGCUGGCGAUGGAAGGAGGGGUGCACGGAGUGAGCCUGGCGUUAACGGCCGAGAAUCAGUUCAGCGGAGAGGAACAUCGGAAAAUCUCUGAUCUCGCUGAUAAGGGAGAGCGGGCGGACAGUUCUAAACUCCUCCUGAGCCUGGUGAUGGAGAAAGGCUCCCGUGCCCAGAGGGUGAUGUGGGAAACCUUUGUGAAAAUGCGGAUUGGUGUCCCAAAUUUGGACAAAAUACUGAAGGAAAUACAGAUAUAUGGUUGUGAUCCCUCCCAUCGACCAAAUCCCGGUCAACUUUUACAAGAGGUUCUCAGUGAGCUGAAAGAUGUUCAACAGAAACACAAGGAGACUCUGCGGGCAAAAACUGAAACACUGAGAGUGAACACAAUCCUGAUGAGGGAGAAGGUGAAGGUUUUCCAACUGGUUGAUCGAUACGCUGAGCUCACGGUCAUUUCUACUGUUCGAGAUCGGACACUGGUGGAACAUGAGCUGCUGGCAAGAGGCAGAGACCACGAGGAGUGGAGAGAGAAAUAUCUCCGUGGAGAGCUGGAAAAAUUCGGGACUGAAACAUUGUUCCAGAGCAGUAACUCCAAAUCUGGGAGCUCGGCAGCAGUGGCUGGAGCCCCGGGGAUCGGGAAAACAACGAUGGUACAAAAGAUUGUUUACGACUGGGCCACAGGGAAAAUAUACCAACAAUUCCAGUUUGUGUUCAGUUUCAAAUUCCGGGAUUUAAACUCCAUUAACCGUCAAACAAGCCUGAUGGAACUGAUUCUGGAUCAGUAUCCUUACUUUGGGAAUAUCCUGAGAGAGGUCUGGAAGAACCCAAAGAGAUUGCUGUUUAUAUUUGAUGGUUUGGAUGAAUUCAAGCACAGAAUCGAUUUUGCUGACAGUCAGAGAGACACAGAACGCAAGCACCAGUGCCCAGAUCCCGAGUGCUGGUGUGAAGUGUCUGACAUUGUGUACAGUUUAAUCCAGGGCAAGCUGCUCCCAGGGUGUUCAGUGCUGGUGACCACCCGCCCCACUGCGUUACAUUUAUUGGAAAAGGCUGAGAUCAGUGUCUGGGCUGAAAUCCUGGGAUUUGUUGGUGAGGAACGGAAGCAAUAUUUCAUCAGGCAUUUUGAAGAUCAGACGGUGGCUGCAGCUGUUUUCAAAUACAUGCAGGAGAACGAGAUCCUGUACACCAUGAGCUACAACCCCUCCUACUGCUGGAUCCUCGCUCUGGCAUUGAGCCCCUUCUUCACACAAAAUGUCAGGGACCCGCAGAAAGUACCCAAGACCAUCACCCAACUGUACUCCUACUAUAUUUACAACAUCCUGAAAAACCACGGCCGAGAGAUCGAGAACCCCCGUGAAGUGUUACUCAGGGUUGGUCAGAUGGCCUUCAGAGGAGUGUCCGAGAAGAAGAUUGUGUUUACGGAUGGAGAUUUGAUCAAGUACAAUCUGCAGCCUUCCCAGUUCCUGUCCGGGUUCUUGAUGGAGCUUUUGGAGAGGGAGGAUUCUGGCCGGUGCGUGGUGUACACAUUCCCACACCUCACCAUCCAAGAGUUUAUAGCUGCAGUUGCACAAUUCCUGACUAUACAUCCCGGGGAUAUCCUGAAAUUUCUCACUGAAGCCCACAAGACGACAGAUGGGCGAUUUGAGGUAUUUCUCCGUUUUAUUGCUGGUCUCUCCUCCCCACUGACAGCUCGGGGCCUGGAGGAGCUUCUGGGUCCAUUUCCUCAUCAAACAACCUGCCGGGUGAUUGACUGGGUGAGGGAGGAGGUUAAACGCCAGAGUGGUAACACGAGGAGCGAAGCUGGUAAAAGGAGCCUCCUGAACACAUUACACUACCUGUUUGAGUCUCAAAAUCGUGGGCUGGCUCAGGCCACACUGGGAUCUGUGGAAACACUUUCAUUCAGUCGAAUGUUACUGACCCCGAUUGACUGCGCGGUCCUGUCUCAUGCCAUCGGAAUCUGUGAUACAAUAAAACAUCUCGACCUUUUGGACUGCCACAUUCAGUGUGAAGGAAUCCAGCGGCUGGGGCCCGGGCUGCACAAGUGCCAGGAGUUGAGACUUGGGUGGAAUGAACUGGGAGAUUCAGGAGUGGAACUGGUGUCUGCGGCUCUGAUGAACCCGGAGUGUAAAAUACAGAAACUGUGGCUAAACCACGUGGGUAUCACCGAUUCUGGUGCUGAGGGUCUCAUCUCCGCACUCAGUACAAACCGGUCACUGACAGUUCUGAACCUCAGUGGUAAUGAACUGGGAGAUUCAGGAGUGAAACUGGUGUCUGCGGCUCUGAGGAACCCAGAAUGUAAAACACAGAAACUGGGGCUAAGGGAGGUCAGUCUCACAGAUUCUGGUGCCGAGGAUCUCUCCUCUUCCCUCAGUACUAACCGAUCACUGACGGAACUGGACCUGAGUCGGAAUGAACUGGGAGAUUCUGGAGUGAAACUGGUGUCUGCGGCUCUGGGAAAUGCAGAGUGUAAGAUACAGAAACUGGACCUGGACGAUGUUGGUCUCGGAGACGCUGGUGCGGAAUAUCUCGCCUCCGCUCUCAAUACAAACAGGUCACUGACGCAGCUGAACCUGAAUGGAAAUAAACUGGGAGAUUCAGGAGUGAAACUGGUGUCUGCAGCUCUGAGGAACCCGGAAUGUAAAAUACAGACACUGCAGCUGUGGGGUGUUGGUCUCACAGAUUCCGGUGCUGAAGAUCUCGUCUCCGCUCUCAGUAUGAACCGGUCACUGACAGGGCUAAACCUCGGAUGGAACUCACUCAAAGACCGAUCUGCUCCCGCUCUCUGCCGCCUCAUAGAGACCCUCCCGAAUCUGGAGCGGAUCGAGCUGCGGUACAAUCAGUUCAGUUGGAAUGGAAAGGAGGAACUGAGGUCUCUGCAGGAACGCAGACCUGGACUGGACGUGAUCCUGUGAACAUCUGCUUGUGGGAUGGGAAGAUUUUACCCUCCCUUUUAAUGGCAGCCCUGUAGAUUUAACUCCCAAUGGUUGUAAUAGACCCUGGCUCCGGAGAAGACCUCGGCGAUGACUGAAGUGAUCUGCAGACACGUAGUCCCACAUUCCGUGCGGCGGCACAGCUUUCGCUGGAUGUCCGGGUGCAGGUUUCGCCAGGGGGACCCUUGGGAAUUACACACCGAGGGUUGGGAGUCUGGCCGAUAUAAUACCUCGACAGUGACCCUGGAUCUGCAGCAAUCUCAGACGCUGCCCUGAUGUGUGAUUUUAUAAUCAUCAGUUCCCCGAUGCAGAAUGACGGUGAGAAACGGGAGUGAUUAUUCAACCUGUCACUCGUUGUCACUGGUCAGUUUAUUGUGAGUGACUCUCAGUAAAUCGCCAGCAGCUUAUUUAUUCCCCCAAACCGGUAGGACACAUGUUGUUUAAUACAUAUUUGACAUGAUAAAAUAAAUUAAUCUUCCUGUCU
Messenger RNA from Hypanus sabinus (Atlantic stingray), 3687 nucleotides. RefSeq names its product NACHT, LRR and PYD domains-containing protein 12-like. Gene Ontology annotation, molecular function: protein binding. The record is from RefSeq and is a predicted model, not a curated record. NCBI's taxonomy places the organism in Eukaryota, Metazoa, Chordata, Chondrichthyes, Myliobatiformes, Dasyatidae. Gene Ontology annotation, cellular component: cytoplasm. Bases 138 to 3185 code for a protein of 1015 amino acids. The transcript has 12 exons.